This is a messenger RNA of Chiroxiphia lanceolata (lance-tailed manakin), 498 nucleotides long. RefSeq names its product tonsoku like, DNA repair protein (gene TONSL). The transcript has 4 exons. The coding region runs from base 1 to 498 and encodes 165 amino acids. NCBI's taxonomy places the organism in Eukaryota, Metazoa, Chordata, Aves, Passeriformes, Pipridae. The record is from RefSeq and is a predicted model, not a curated record. Gene Ontology annotation, molecular function: protein binding.
AUGCCCCGCGCGCUCCCGCCACACCUCCCGUCGUCCCUCGGGUUCCCGCCCCCGCCUCACCGAGGGGGGGGCGUGUCUUUCUCGCGCGCCGACCAAUGGGAGCCAUCGGCGCGGCGCGAUCAGCCAAUCGGGUCGCGGCGGGGGGGCGGGCGGCGCAGCCAAUGGCGGCGCCUGGGGGGCGGGGCCGGCGGCGGCGGCGGGAGCGGCGCGAUGAGCGCGGAGGGGCCGCGGGAGCUGCGCCAGCUCCAGAAAUCCAAGGAAAAGUCUCUUCUCUCCGGGAAUGUCGCGGACGCCGCCGCCGCCUGCAACCGCCUCGGGGAGCUCUUGGCCGCUCGGGGGCGCUACGAGGAGGCUCUGGAGGAGCACAGGGAGGAGCUGAGGCUGCUGGAAGGGGCCGGGGAUCCCUUGGGAUGCGCCGUCGCCCACCGGAAAAUCGGGGAGCGCCUGGCGGAGCUGGAGAGAUACGAGGCCGCCCUCAAGGGCCUGGACUGGGAAUAG